AUGGUCUCCCUCCGCUUUUCGUCUAGCACUCUGCUAGCUCUUCCAUUGAUACUGUCAAUAUCUGUCUUUUCAACCCCCAAUCCUGACCCUUCUUCGCACAACCUUGGUCUGGGUCAUCAUGUUCCAAGGAAUACGACCGCUCGCACAACAUGGAAGUUCGGGGUAGUUUUAUUCCCCAAGUUGUCAUCCUGGACUUCCAAUAAGUCCUAUGGAGUGCUAGGACUCCUAGCUAAAGGGUCGAUGACACAAACGAACCCAGCAUGGCCUUAUUCCCCAUACGAGUUUGAGAUUGAUUACUUGGCAGAGUCCCUCGAUCCUGUUAUUCCUGGAGUAGGACCCGCUAUACUUCCAACAAAAACCUUUAGCCAAGUCAACAGCACUCAGUACGACAUAAUUCUGGUUCCCGGAGGAAUGGGGACACGUCCGGCAAUUCUUUCGCCUAAAGUCCUUGAUUUCGUCAAGAAACAGACGCCUGGCCUCCAGUACUUGCUGUCUGUAUGCACCGGAGCCUGGGUCUUAGCAAACGCUGGGGUCUUGGAGGGAAAGAAUGCCACCACAAACAAGGCAGCAUUUGCACAAAUCAGGAACGAAACCAGUAAGAAUAUCAACUGGGUCCCGAAGGCCCGUUGGGUCGUCGAUGGAAACACUUGGACUAGCUCGGGCGUAACUGCGGGAAUAGAUAUGGCCAAUGCGUUCAUCAUUCACUUGGUUGGACCCGAGUACGCAACUAAGGCGCGGAACGUUGUAGAGUUGAGAGCCGCUGAGCAAGGUGAUGAUCCGUUUGCAGAGAUCUAUGGAUUGGUUUGA
Messenger RNA from Rhizoctonia solani, 807 nucleotides. RefSeq names its product Isonitrile hydratase. Lineage: Eukaryota; Fungi; Basidiomycota; Agaricomycetes; Cantharellales; Ceratobasidiaceae. Bases 1 to 807 code for a protein of 268 amino acids. The transcript is spliced from 5 exons. The record is from RefSeq and is a predicted model, not a curated record.